Messenger RNA from Thrips palmi, 3219 nucleotides. RefSeq lists its product as uncharacterized. NCBI's taxonomy places the organism in Eukaryota, Metazoa, Arthropoda, Insecta, Thysanoptera, Thripidae. The record is from RefSeq and is a predicted model, not a curated record. The transcript is spliced from 7 exons. Bases 384 to 1403 code for a protein of 339 amino acids.
CGCCACCGCGGCGAAGCGGCGACGCGGCAGCCAAAAGCACAAGUGCCGCCAUGUGCGUGACAGCGCGGCCGCCGCGGCUGCACUGGUAGCACCGGGCCUGGAGGUCACCGGACAGGAGCCGAGCUAAUAACGCUAGUGGAGUGUGUAGUUGGCGUACGCUAGUGUGUGAGUGAGUGUGUGUGAGUGUGUUCGCGGACCAACGUGGAUAUAACGCAUCGCCCGGAUUGGCCACCUGCCUGUACCCUGCAGUUACCCGGGCCGGGGAUGCGCGGCCCGGCGGGGCGCUGGCUGAGCGCUGGCUGACGCCAGGCUGACUGCCGGGCCGAGGGCGCGUUGACGGCGUUGACGGCGUUGACGGCGUUGCCGCUGACGAUGCGGUUACGAUGGCCAGCCCACCGCCCCUGUCCCUGCCCGGGCCGCCCGGCUCGUCCGGCAAGGCCCAGAGCGGCAAGGCCCUCUACUCCACGGGCGUGGCGUGCCUCGGCUUCGUCUGCUUCGCGAUGGGCGCCACCGCGGUAGGCCUGCCGCUCUGGGGCUACUUCGACAAUGACGGUGGCUUCGCCGUGGAGAGGGGCUACUUCGGGCCGUGGCAGGUGUGUCGGCAGCUGCAGUACGAGCGGGAGCGCUGCGGCCGGAAUGUCUCCCGCUUCCAGCCGAGCGGUGCGGUGUGGGCUUCCGGCGUGGUGGCAGCCUUCGGCGUGGCCAUGCUCGCCGUCUUCUGCUUCCUGUCGGUGCUGCAGCUCGCCAUGGUGUCCUCCAAGGACAAGGUCCUGCUCAAGUACAGCUUCACCGUCAUCAUCAAGCUGGUCCUCGCCCUCAUCGCAACCAUCCUGGCCAUCGUUGCGGCCAGCCUCUUCGCGGUGCAGACGGACGACCGGGGAGCGGGCUUCCACGUCAGCCGGGGCGAGGCGUUCUACGUGCAGAUCAUCCUGAUCGCCCUGGACUUCCUGCUGUUCGUCAUGUCGCUGUACGACGUCAUCUUCUCGCGGAGGCUCGGCGGCGACCCCACCAUGUCGACGCGCGACCCCCGCGGCGACCGCGCCACCACCUUCAACAACCCCGGCUUCCAGGAGCGCAUCAACGGAGGCGGCGUGUCCGUGACGGACGCCAGCGGCAAGCCGUACGCGCGCGGCCACGGCGGCCACGCCAACGGCAGCAUGUCCUCGGUGCUGACCGGCCACACGACGCUGUCCUCCAACGGCGGCGGCUCGUCGGUGGGCUCCGUGUCGGGGGUCUCGGUGACGCGCAGCCCGCUGAGGUCGUCGCUCAAGAAGCCGCGGCCGCGGCCCGCCGACAACGGCAUGGGCAUCCAGAACCCCGGCUUCAGCGGCACCAGCCCCACGCUCAGCCGCAACGGCAGCGUCAAGAAGGUGCGCAUCCAGACCCACAGCACCGCCGUGUAGGCCAGUGUAGGCGCGUCUCGCAAACCCUCGCUGUGGAGGGCGAGGCUGGUUCCAGAACACUCGUCGUUGUGGUUGCUCCCGGCUGAGCUCGCGAUGGAGGUUCGAACACCGCAAGAGCGUGACUACUUUCGCCCCUGCUGGCCCUGCUGGCUCGAGCGUUGAUAAGGGGACGCGGCCCCAAGCGGGCGUUGCGUUGCCCGCCAAAUCCAGCGACGCUCGGAUGAGUGUGUUGGACCGACCGCUGUGUUUUCAAACAAAUGUUGUACCACCGUGGCGGGGGCAGGCUUUCUGGCAGCUGAUGAAAGCCGCCGAAAGCAGCCUUGCUGCAUGGACCGUGGAAUGGGUGGCUGUGAAUUAUUAUUGUGUAAAAUAACUUUAUUUUGGGAUGCCUUCUGUUGCAGCCGUUUGGCAUGCAAAGCUGACUUAGAAAAACACAGCUCAUUUUGAAGUGUUUUCAUUUCUAGAGUAGCAACUGCAAAUGAAAACAAUUUCUUGCAGCUAGUUUUUCCAGCUUUGAACUUGGAGGAUAUCAUCUAUUUAAGCCCCCUUAAAGUAUUAUCAAUCAAAAAUCUCAGUCAUUUUGCGCAAUCUGUGGGUAUUGUACUAUGUAUUUUUAGAGAUUGUGUUUUAACUUUGACUCGAAAAUGGUAGCUAUUGAGCAGAUAGUUUUGAUUAUUUUGUUAAAUACUCUAUGUAAUAUGAAUGUAUUAUUUACUGAUAGCCUGUGUAUAUUUUUAUAUUUUUUUUCGUUUUCAAGUUAUUGUUGAAUUGAUGUACAGUAUUCUCAGAUAGUUGAUGUUAUUGAAAAUCAAUUUAAAGAUAGAAACAUGAAAUGUUUAUUUGGGAUGUUUGAUACAAAGGCAGUAGCUUGGAUUACAUUGUAAUUGCAUCAUUCUGCAAACGUCAGCAUUACUUAUGUCAGUGGUGUACCAAAGAAUCAAUUAAAGGAACUGCCUAAUCAAAGCCAGAUAUGGACAGUCCUUUUGGUCAUCUGUGUGUUAAUGUAGUGUCACUAUGUAAAACAAAACUUCUUGAGGAAACUGCACUGAAGAAGUAAAUGUUGAUGCCAUAUGUUUUCCUUGAGUUGAGAUCUAGACUGCAUCUGGCUAGUAAUUAGUUCAGUAAAGCUUAUAUUUGGACUUGUGUCAGAUAUGCACUAACAAUAGAAAUCAAGUCACCGCAGAUCUUUCCGUCCUACCAACAUUGGACAUUAUUUAAAAUGCCUUUGUAAUAUAGAAAUAAGUAUAUCAUGUGAGAAGUGUAGUAUUGUAGGAUGAAUGUAGAUUUUUCAUAGGUAGUAAUGCAGUGCCAGGUAAAUUUUUGAACAAGCCCUGAAAAAUGUGUAUGACAAAAAGACACUGUGAUUACAUAACUCAUUGUAUCAAGCAAACCUACGCUGUCCUGUUACCCCACUCAGAUUUUAAAACUCUUGGGCUUUUUGUUUCAUUUUACAUCAACUGUCUUUAGUCUCAAAGCCAAGCUGUUGACAGUUCGUAUUUAUUUAGUAGUGUAUGCAACCUCUUCCAUUAAUUUUGAAGUGAAGUUAUGACAGUAACCAUUGAGGAAAAAUUCUAAAUGAGUUUGUAUAUUUUUGUGUACAUGCCAUGUUUUGUUAAAUUGUUAUCAGAUUUUAUGAAUUUUAUGGAAUGGAAGAAUGACAAAUGGAAUAACAUGACUGGUUUCAACAGGUCUGGCCUUUGUCAUUUAGUUAUGGUAGCUAUUACCUUGUCCCUUCUUGCAUUCUUUCCACUUCGUACUUGCGAGUGCAAAAAGUACCUGCAUUUGAUCUGUUGAAUAAAGCUAUUAUAUUUAUGUU